AUGAGGGUCGAGCACUGCUUCUUCUGUUCGGCGCCCUCGUACCCCGGUCGUGGCAUUACCUUUGUGCGCAAUGAUGCCAAGGUAUUCCGUUUUUGCAAGUCGAAGUGCCACAAGAACUUCAAGAUGAAGCGCAACCCACGCAAGGUGCGCUGGACCAAGGCGUUCCGUAAAGCCUCGGGCAAGGAGAUGACCGUCGACUCGACGCUCGAGUUUGAGAAGCGCCGUAAUGUGCCGGUACGCUACGACCGUGAUCUUGUGCAGGCUACGCUGUCGGCUAUGCAGCGUAUCCAGGAAAUCAAGGCCCGUCGCGAACGUGCCUUUUACCGUGCUCGUAUGGCCAAGGCGGCUGGCGGCAGCGUCAAGGCCAAGGCCAAGGAAGUCGAUCGCUUGGCUGUGCACCGUAACCAGCACCUGCGCCGCGCGAUCCAGGCCGAUGCCGCGAAGGCCGAGCGCAAGAAGGUCAAGGUGGCUGCGCGCAAGAGUGCAUUGGUCAGCGCCGGCGACGAUGGCAUGUCGAUGGGUAUGCACAUGGACUAA
Molecule: messenger RNA, 537 nt
Organism: Malassezia pachydermatis
Lineage: Eukaryota; Fungi; Basidiomycota; Malasseziomycetes; Malasseziales; Malasseziaceae
Product: ribosome biogenesis protein rlp24
Exons: 1
Coding region: 1-537 (178 amino acids)
Biological process (GO): ribosomal large subunit biogenesis
Cellular component (GO): nucleolus
Source: RefSeq, a predicted model, not a curated record